Messenger RNA from Hemibagrus wyckioides, 1944 nucleotides. It is a transcript of the gene creg1, whose product is annotated as cellular repressor of E1A-stimulated genes 1. NCBI's taxonomy places the organism in Eukaryota, Metazoa, Chordata, Actinopteri, Siluriformes, Bagridae. The transcript is spliced from 3 exons. Bases 70 to 654 code for a protein of 194 amino acids. The record is from RefSeq and is a predicted model, not a curated record.
CUUGAGUUAUCACAUGACCACUCUGUACAUAACACUGGAUCUUGUUGACAUGACUAGAAGGACGUGAAUAUGACCGCCGUGGUGCUGUUAAUGAUUUCUUUGGCCCUUAUGGCCGUAUCGACGAAUCAGGUGAAAAUCCCUCCGCAUGAAGAAGUAGCGCGAAUGGCUCGGUUCGUCGUUAACCAGUGCGACUGGGCCUCGAUGGCCACCAUCUCCACUCACGAGCCCGUGAAGGGACAGCCGUUCUCCAACACCUUCUCCAUUAGUGACGGACCGCUGGGCAACGGCACCGGGAUCCCCUACAUGUACCUCACACACAUGGAGAUCUCCGUGCAGGAUCUGCAGGUGAAUCCACAGGCCUCCCUCUCGGUAUCUCUCGCUCAGACACAUUUCUGUAAGAACAAAGGUUACGACCCUCAGAGCCCCCUGUGUGCCCAUAUUAUCUUCUCUGGCUCUGUACAGGAGGUGAAUGAUACAGAAGCUGAAUUUGCGAAGAAGGCGCUGUUCAGCAGGCAUCCGGAGAUGAUCGACUGGCCCGUCGACCACAACUGGUUCUUUGCUAAAAUGGCAAUAAGCCAGGUUUGGGUGUUGGAUUACUUCGGAGGGGUGAAGACGGUGUCUCCUGAGGACUACUACAAAGCCACACCUUACUGAAGAGCACCUCUGUGUGUGUGUGUGUGUGUGUGUGAGUGUGUGUAAGUGAUGUGUGUCCUGCUCUGCUUUCAGACCAUUUAAAAAACCUAAAUCGCUUCGGACUUGGAAUCAGCUCAGCUCACAGAACCGUGAUUUUUAUACUUCAACAAUUUGAGUCUGAGAGAAUUUUUUAAACCACUGUGUCACUAAUGAUAUUGCAAACACUGUUUUUGUCAGUGUUACCCCUUGUGACGAUGAACUAUUGUGGCUAUUGUUUAAACAUUGAACUUUACAAUACAUAAACAGGGUUCUAGGCAAAGUUCUUCACAGCAUUUAAACCAAAAACCCCAAAUCUAUAGACCCCUCAGCCUGGGAGAAAGAAAUCCUAAAUCAUUGCCAUGAAUAAGAAAUACACAUGCAGUGCUCCUUUAAAUAAAAAAAAAACUAGAAACAAAGCUGGUUCUGCUUUAUAUUUAUUCAUAGUCACUGCCUAUCUUGGGGCUUCAUGCAGAAAUAGAUCAUAUUUUGAGAGAGAUUCACUCUUUGAUUAUAUCAGUUACAAGAUUAUUAAAGGUUUCUUCACACACUAUGUGGAUAUAACAGUCUUGUACACCAUGACCAAAAGAUGGAAUUAAUCUGAAUUUAUUAGUAUUAAUAAAUAAAUUAUAAAGUACUAAAUAAAUUAGUAGUAGUAAUAAUAAUAAUAAUAAUAAUAAUAAAUAGCAAUUGUAGUGUGUGUGUGUGUGUCAUAAACAAAAACUCCAGUUAAGAAAGAAACUUUAACAAACAAACAUUUUAAAACGUUUUUCUGUCCUAAGUUAUCAGGAGGUCUGAACCGUGCCCGAUUCUGAAGAUUCCACAAACAAAUGUAUUUUUCUGAAAUGUUUCUGGGGGAAAAAUUGUUGUUGUUUUAUCUUCAGCAAUAAGCAGUAGUUGAUUCUGUGUCGCUUUGUAAAGACACUAUUUUUGAUAUGUUUUUUUAAUCAGUGCUUUUUUAAUAACAUUACUCUUUUAACUCAUGCUGCUUCGAAGUUGAUUGUGAAAGGCUUUUUUUUAAUACGAUGGAGUCUAUAUUUCUGACAGUUGAAUCGGCAUACACAGGCCAGGUGAACGCUGGUUUCACCUUUAAUUUUCUGCAGUUUGCACAAUUAGUCUGUUCAUUACGUGGUGUAAAGAAUGAGCCUUGAUUUCUUCUCAUUGACAGGGUCUCAUUCAGCAGCAUGUCUCCUUGCUGAUGCUGAUGUUGUGUUGUAGUGUGAAAGCGUGUUCUGUGGCAAUGAAAUGAAAUAAAGUGUAAACUGCUUUCAUCAA